Mus pahari (shrew mouse) is the source of this 5860-nucleotide messenger RNA. It is a transcript of the gene Ppip5k1, whose product is annotated as diphosphoinositol pentakisphosphate kinase 1. Gene Ontology annotation, cellular component: cytosol. NCBI's taxonomy places the organism in Eukaryota, Metazoa, Chordata, Mammalia, Rodentia, Muridae. Bases 204 to 4784 code for a protein of 1526 amino acids. Gene Ontology annotation, biological process: inositol metabolic process; inositol phosphate biosynthetic process. Gene Ontology annotation, molecular function: diphosphoinositol pentakisphosphate kinase activity; 5-diphosphoinositol pentakisphosphate 1-kinase activity; inositol hexakisphosphate kinase activity. The transcript is spliced from 31 exons. The record is from RefSeq and is a predicted model, not a curated record.
GCUGAGGGGGUGGAGAGAGCUGGGAAUAUCGUGGAAUAAAUCCUGGGUUUGAAGUAAAUGUCAGUCUAACCUUCUCUUGGUAGAAACCAACAGUAGCCUUCCUGGAAGAACUGUCUCUUCUCCUUGCUGCCUGGAGCUAACAUUGUCUCCUGCUGGCAGGAUCAGCGCCAGCACUAGCGGGAUGAGUGGGUGUUCCGGUGGGGAUGUGGUCCUUGACGGCCAAUGAGGACGAGAGCACUACGGCCCACUUCUUCCUUGGAGCUGGAGAUGAGGGGUUGGGCACCUGUGGACUAGGCAUGAGGACAGAAGAGAGUGACAGUGAACUCCUUGAGGACGAGGAGGAUGAGGUGCCCCCAGAACCUCAAAUUAUUGUUGGCAUCUGUGCCAUGACCAAGAAAUCCAAGUCCAAGCCAAUGACCCAAAUCCUAGAGCGACUCUGCAGAUUUGACUACCUGACUGUUGUCAUCCUGGGAGAAGAUGUGAUCCUAAAUGAACCUGUGGAGAACUGGCCGUCCUGCCACUGCCUCAUCUCUUUCCACUCCAAAGGCUUUCCUCUGGACAAAGCUGUGGCUUACUCCAAGCUUCGAAACCCCUUCCUUAUCAAUGACCUGGCCAUGCAGUAUUACAUCCAAGAUAGGAGGGAGGUGUACCGGAUCCUACAGGAGGAAGGUAUUGAUCUGCCACGAUAUGCUGUCCUCAACCGUGACCCCGCCUGUCCUGAGGAGUGCAGCCUGAUAGAAGGUGAAGACCAGGUGGAGGUUAAUGGAGCUGUUUUUCCCAAGCCUUUUGUGGAGAAGCCAGUGAGUGCAGAGGACCACAAUGUUUACAUCUACUACCCCAGCUCUGCUGGAGGAGGAAGCCAGCGCCUCUUCCGUAAGAUCGGCAGCCGGAGCAGCGUGUACUCUCCUGAGAGCAGUGUGCGGAAGACAGGAUCAUACAUCUAUGAGGAGUUCAUGCCGACAGAUGGCACAGAUGUCAAGGUGUACACAGUGGGGCCAGAUUAUGCCCACGCCGAAGCUAGAAAGUCUCCAGCCUUGGAUGGGAAGGUUGAACGAGACAGUGAGGGGAAAGAGGUUCGAUAUCCAGUCAUGUUGACCGCCAUGGAAAAGCUGGUGGCCAGGAAGGUCUGCGUAGCUUUUAAGCAAACAGUUUGUGGAUUUGACCUUCUUCGUGCCAACGGUCACUCUUUUGUGUGUGACGUCAAUGGCUUUAGCUUUGUCAAGAACUCAAUGAAGUACUAUGAUGACUGUGCCAAGAUUCUGGGGAACACUAUUAUGCGGGAGCUUGCCCCACAGUUCCAGAUACCGUGGUCCAUCCCCACAGAAGCUGAGGACAUUCCCAUUGUCCCUACCACAUCUGGCACUAUGAUGGAACUCCGUUGUGUCAUCGCCAUCAUCCGUCAUGGAGAUAGAACCCCAAAGCAGAAGAUGAAGAUGGAGGUGACGCACCCGAGGUUUUUUGCUCUAUUUGAAAAACAUGGUGGAUAUAAGACGGGAAAAUUAAAACUUAAGCGGCCGGAGCAGCUCCAGGAGGUGCUGGACAUUACGAGGCUGUUGUUGGCAGAGCUGGAGAAGGAGCCGGAAGCAGAGAUUGAGGAGAAGACGGGGAAGCUGGAACAGCUGAAGUCCGUGCUGGAGAUGUACGGUCACUUCUCAGGUAUUAAUCGGAAGGUGCAGUUGACCUACUACCCCCACGGAGUGAAAGCCUCGAACGAGGGGCAAGGUCUGCAGAGAGAGCCACUGGCACCCUCUCUCUUGCUGGUGCUGAAGUGGGGUGGAGAGCUGACACCCGAUGGCCGUGUUCAGGCCGAGGAGCUGGGGCGAGCUUUCCGUUGCAUGUAUCCCGGAGGCCAGGGUGACUAUGCCGGCUUCCCUGGCUGUGGGCUGCUUCGUCUCCAUAGUACUUUCCGUCAUGACCUCAAGAUCUACGCCUCUGAUGAGGGCCGCGUCCAGAUGACUGCUGCUGCCUUUGCAAAGGGCCUCUUAGCUCUAGAAGGGGAGCUUACACCCAUUUUGGUACAAAUGGUGAAGAGUGCCAACAUGAAUGGCCUACUGGACAGUGACAGUGACUCCCUGAGCAGCUGCCAGCACCGUGUGAAGGCGCGACUGCACCACAUUCUGCAGCAGGAUGCUCCCUUUGGCCCCGAGGACUAUGACCAGCUGGCUCCAACUGGAAGUACGUCUCUGCUCAACUCCAUGUCUGUAAUCCAGAAUCCUGUGAAAGUCUGUGAUCAGGUAUUUGCCCUGAUUGAAAACCUUACCCACCAGAUUCGGGAACGGAUGCAAGACCCCAGCUCUGUAGACCUGCAGCUCUACCACAGUGAGACACUAGAGCUAAUGCUACAGCGUUGGAGCAAACUAGAGCGUGACUUUCGACAAAAGAGCGGGCGCUAUGAUAUCAGUAAGAUCCCUGAUAUCUAUGACUGUGUCAAGUAUGAUGUACAACACAACGGGAGUCUGGGACUUCAAGGCACAGCCGAGUUGCUACGUCUUUCCAAAGCUCUGGCCGAUGUGGUCAUUCCCCAGGAGUAUGGGAUCAGUAGAGAGGAGAAAGUGGAGAUUGCUGUGGGCUUCUGCCUUCCACUGCUGCGGAAAAUCCUACUUGACCUGCAGAGAACUCACGAGGACGAGUCUGUCAACAAGCUGCAUCCCCUGUACUCACGUGGAGUGCUCUCCCCAGGCCGCCAUGUUCGAACUCGGCUCUAUUUCACCAGUGAGAGUCACGUUCACUCCUUACUCAGUGUCUUCCGUUAUGGGGGACUUCUCGAUGAGACCCAGGAUGCACAGUGGCAGCGAGCCUUGGCUUAUCUUAGUGCCAUCUCAGAGCUCAACUACAUGACCCAGAUUGUUAUCAUGCUUUAUGAGGACAACACACGGGACCCCUUGUCAGAGGAGCGGUUCCAUGUGGAGCUACAUUUCAGCCCUGGAGUGAAAGGAGUUGAGGAAGGCAGUGUCCCAGCUGGCUGUGGAUUCCGUCCAGCCUCUUCUGAGAAUGAGGAGAUGAAAACAGAUCCAGGCAGCAUGGAGAACCUGUGCCCAGGGAAGGCAGCAGAUGAACCAGACAGAGCACUGCAGACCUCACCCCAACCUGUUGAGGGCACUGGCCUCCCAAGGAGAUCACCCCUCAUUCGUAAUCGAAAAGCUGGAUCCAUGGAGGUCAUGAACAUGCAGUGCACGGGGAACCUGGACCUGAUCCCCUUGAGGGGACGGCGCCGUAGGAGGUCAGGAGACCUCCCCAGGCUUUCCCCAGCCAUCAGCCUACAGCCCCGGGCUGUGUCCACCACUCACCUGGCUUCCUGUACACAGGUGCUGUCUGAAACUUCAUCUUCAAGACCCGGUGGCUACCGGCUGUUUUCAUCUUCACGGCCACCAACAGAGAUGAAGCAGAGCGGCCUAGGCUCACAGUGCACAGGGCUGUUCAGCACCACAGUGCUGGGUGGCUCCUCCAGCGCUCCGAAUCUACAGGACUACGCCCGCACCCAUGGCAAAAAGCUCCCGCCUGCCAGUCUAAAGCACCGAGAUGAGCUGCUGGAUGACCAGCACCCUGUGGUCCGGCUGCUGCGCACUCUUUCCUCUGACUGCCCAAGGGGCUGGCCAGUCUCCUUGGAUGCCACGCUGGCGCACCACCUGCACCAGUGCUCCUACCACCUGCGCCUCUUCCGGAACUGGCUGCGCUCAGGCCAGGAUGACCCCGAGUGCCUCUACGGAUUUGAAGGGUGCUCCAUGGUACCUACCAUCUAUCCCCUGGAGACACUGCACAAUGCCCUUUCCUUGCGCCAAGUGAGUGAAUUCUUGACUAAAGUCUGCCAGCGCCACACUGAUGCCCAUGCACAGGCAUCUGCAGCCCUCUUUGACUCUAUGCACAACCACCAGGCCUCAGAUAGCCCGUUCUCCCCACCCCGCACUCUUCAUUCGCCACCCCUGCAACUUCGGCAUCGCUCUGAAAAGCCACCUUGGUACAGCAGCGGGCCUUCCAGCACUGUGUCCAGUGCUGGCCCUUCCUCUCCUACUGCAGUAGAUGGAAACUCACACUUUGGCUUCAGUGAUCAGUCCUCUGUAAAUACACAUAUGACUGAAGAAAAGCAAGGCCUUGGGUUGCUCCAGGGGUCUCCUGGAGAUGGAACACGAGAGUUCCACAUAGAAAGACAACAAGAACUUGUUGAGCCAACUCAGUCCCUUCAAGAGCUACCUGUGGAAAUCUGCCCUUCAGGAAGUCAGGAUGUUACCGAGGUCAGCCAGACAUGCCAGGAGGUCCCAGACAUCACCCAGCUGUGCCACGACAUCCUUGAGGAGAUUGGCCAGCCUAAGCAGGAGGUCCCUGACAUCAGUCAGCUGUUGCUGAAGGACCAUGACACUACUACCAACACAUGCCACCCGCGCCAGGCCAGCCAGCUGUCUCAGAAAGUUUGUGAGGAAAUUUGCCAGCUUUGUCAAGACAACCCUGAGGAGAGUAACCAGCUAUGCCAGGAAGUCUCAGUAGAACUGGGCAGGAUGGUCCAUGGAUUCCCUGUAAGUGUUGGUAGCAUGGCCCAGGAAACCCUUAUGGAAACUGGCAGGCCAACCCAAGAGAUCCCUGAAGAUCCAUACCAGGAGUUCUCUGUGAAGGUUGGCAUGCUGGCUCAGAAGGCCCCUGCCAUCAGUGAGCUAUCUCAAGACAUCCCUGAGGCUGACAAACCAUCCCAAGAGCUCUCUGAGGAGACUGAUCUGCAGGCUCAGGAGGUCUCUGAGGAGAUUGAUCAGGAGUCUAAGGUAGUUGAUGAGCUGCCUCCUAAGGAUAUCUCCUAAGUUCGAUGUCUACCCAGUGAUAUAAACACUGAAAGCCAGUCUCUGGCCAUGACCAGCACUCACCCGUCCACCAGCACCAUGUGACUUGUAGUCUUGUCAUUGGUUUCCCACUCUACCAGCUCUUUGUGCUAGCAGCCUUUCUGUUGGUUAACACACAGAGCCCCAUGCAAGGUGUGGGCUCACACCAGCAGUGUCUGAGAAAGCAGGCCUUGUGUCAUGAAACAUACUUCUGCCAGAGCUUAUGCCCAUGGAGGAGCCGUUGAUGUUCGGAGAAGUUGUUGGCUCUUCUCUUAGCCAUGGAGUGGGAAAUCAUAGUUUGUUGGAGGAAAUGCCACUUAACUGCUGAAGAUACCAUGCUGAGGGACAGCAGAUAUAACAUGGAAGGUGGCAGGGUCUCUACUUGUUGACUGAAAUAUUCACAACUUUUUAGGGUACCCUCAGUCCAUAUGUGCAUUCAAGGAAACUGUUAACUUCACUAUCACUAGCGCAGGGGAACCACCUGAAAUGUCUGGAAAAUAGAGUUCCAAUCUCAAAAACAUCUGUCGUGGCCACUCAUGGUUUAGACUGAGCUCAUGGGUGUUUCCAUGUAAUUGCCAAGUGCUCCCCUGCCUAGUCCUACUCCUGUGGACAUCAGCUCAAGAGAAAAAUAGAUAUUAGAUUGCCAUGCAACUUCAGAGUGACUACUUAGACUGCUCUGGGAGAUUUGCAUCAAUCUAUGAAGCCAGGCCUCCUUUUAUUGUGGGGCUGUUGGGCUUAGAAGAUGCUGUAAUAGAGAGAAUCAAGUUCUAUUUUAAACAAUUAGCAGAGAUCAAUGUUGUACAGACAUGAGCAAAGAUUUAAUAUAUAUAUAUAUAUAAACAUAUAUAUUUCUGUAGUUUUCCAGGGACAGACUGGCCAAAGAUCAAACACUCCAGGGUCCCCAAGAGGUUUGUCCUUAUAUCAUGUGUCUUUAUGACCAUAUGUGAUUACGAAGCUUUUCCCAAAGAUCUAGGGAUGGGAGUGGGUGUGGGUAAUGCAGUCAUUGGAAUCUGGGGCCGGAACAUGACAAGUGCUCAAUAAAUACAAAAUAAUGAGAA